CCUCGGCUUCCCGAGCGCUCGCCCGGGCCUAAGGCAAAGUGAGCCUCUUUGCCGUCGCCGGCUGAUGACGGAAGUGCCUUGCGCGAGGCGGGCCUUCCUUUUCCUUGCGUGCCUGGCCAAGGUGCCUGGAGAAGCGGGAAGAGGCAGGCACGGAAGGUAGAAGAUGAUGGGGGGCAAGAGCAGCGCUAUCGCCGCUGGCGUCUGCGGCGCCCUUUUCAUCGGCUACUGCAUCUACUUCGACCGCAAGAGGAGGAGCGACCCCAACUUCAAGAACCGGUUGCGGGAACGAAGAAAGAAACAGAAGCUUGCCAAAGAAAGAGCAGGAUUUUCUAAGUUGCCUGAUCUAAAAGAUGCUGAAGCAGCAAAAUUCUUUCUUGAAGAGAUUCAGUUGGGAGAGGAACUUUUAGCACAAGGAGAAUAUGAAAAAGGUGUUGAUCACUUGAACAAAUGCCAUUGCUUGUGUGGACAACCUCAGCAAUUACUACAAGUUCUCCAACAAACUCUUCCACCACCAGUUUUCCAAAUGCUUCUUACUACGCCUACAAUUAGUCAGAGAAUUGUAAGUGCGCUGCUUGCUGAAGAUGAUGUGGAAUGAGAAAUAUUUCAGGAAUGCCACUUCCUUAGUCAAAAGAUGAGCAUCCGGGGGUAGGAAGAGUAACAGAAUAGCAUAAAAGUCAUGAUGGACUGUGUACCCACAUUUAAGCCUGCAAAGUUAAUUUUAACUCUGAGUAGGGUGGUUUGGCUGGACUUAUUUAUUAAACUAGUGUAUUUUGAUAAAUUCAUUUUAUAAACGCACCAUAUUGAGUUAUAAAAAUAUCAUUAAUGUCAAUGCAAAUAAAGUUGUAUAUACACAGACUACAAUGUUCAAACAUGCACACCCCUUGCUCAUUUUGAACACCCAAAGCUAAGGCAUUAAAAAUGUACCUGGUCCGUUCAUGUGUAAUGCCUGCUUUUUCAGCAGUCAAAGGGGUUGGGGUGGGGGGGACAAUGUCAACAGAUUUCAGCAAUCUCCUGGAAAUUUCUUAUGCUUGUUACUCAGAAAGGAAAAUCAGUGGACCUGACCUUUGAUUGUAUUUUUAUUAGAAUGGUCAUACAUUUUCCUUCAUUCUCUGAAAGCUGCCUAGGGUCUUUUAGAUCAAGAUACCUGGAAGUAACAUCAUCUUGAAUUAAGAUAACUGCCUCCUGGAUUUGACAGAUAGAACUUGUCUCUAUUACCAUAUCGGCACACAUAAGAUGACAUUCUGAUUUUUAGAUGUAAAUUAAACUGAGAGUCUUCAGCCAUAUACUAAAAUAAUCAUAUUAGAUAUUGGAUGCUUUCCUGUAAUAAAUGUAGAACAAUAUCAUUGAG
Messenger RNA from Thamnophis elegans (Western terrestrial garter snake), 1348 nucleotides. It is a transcript of the gene TOMM20, whose product is annotated as translocase of outer mitochondrial membrane 20. NCBI's taxonomy places the organism in Eukaryota, Metazoa, Chordata, Lepidosauria, Squamata, Natricidae. Gene Ontology annotation, molecular function: transmembrane protein transporter activity. The record is from RefSeq and is a predicted model, not a curated record. Gene Ontology annotation, biological process: protein import into mitochondrial matrix; protein targeting; tRNA import into mitochondrion. Gene Ontology annotation, cellular component: mitochondrial outer membrane translocase complex; mitochondrial outer membrane.